Messenger RNA from Anolis carolinensis (green anole), 1472 nucleotides. It is a transcript of the gene gdf1, whose product is annotated as growth differentiation factor 1. Gene Ontology annotation, molecular function: growth factor activity; cytokine activity. The transcript is spliced from 2 exons. The record is from RefSeq and is a predicted model, not a curated record. Gene Ontology annotation, cellular component: extracellular region. Lineage: Eukaryota; Metazoa; Chordata; Lepidosauria; Squamata; Anolidae. Bases 171 to 1250 code for a protein of 359 amino acids.
AUUGAUAUGGGUGGGGAAAGGGUUAAACCCUCCCAGCUGCUUCCUGUUGAGGAUCAAAGGGGGAGAGGUAUUGUGAUGGGCCCGGCCCCACGGAGCCUCCCACUUCCCUCCUUCCUCCUCUGGGUCAGGCAGCAUCUUUCCUUCCUUCCUCGGCAAGGUCUUUCCAGGCCAUGCGGCCCUGGCUGUUUUGCAUGGUGGUGGUGGUGCUGGUGGUGGUCCUGGCCUUUCCGGGCCGGGCUUUGGGGGGCCCGGGGGGCUCCUUCCUCAGGGCUUUGGGCCUCCACGACCGGCCCCCUCGGCCCCACGGGAGAAGCCCCAACGCCAACGCGGAGGUGCCGCCUCUGCUCUGGAAGAUCUUCCAAAGGAAAAGCCAAGAGAAGGAGGCCCCGGAGGACCACGCAGGAGGAGGAGGAGGAUGCUGGAUGGAGGAGCUCCACGCGCCCGGGAACAUCCUCCGACGCUUCGCCGACCAAGGUGGCCCCGCCCACCCUCGGGCGCCCCCCGUCUGCCUCCGGAAGCGCCUCUACUUCAACGUCUCCGCCUUGGAGGCGGGCGAGAGGGUGACGGCGGCCCGGCUGGAGCUCCGCUUUGGGCAGAACCUCUACCGGGCGGCCUCCACCUCGGGCCCCUUCGACCUGCGGCUCUUCCGGGUGACCCGGGCGUCUCUGGCGGGGAUGUCAGCCCACAACCGCCGGGCCGUGCUCUCGCAGUCCUUUCUCCACGUCCACAAGUCCUUCUCCUUUGACGUGACCCCGGUGGCGGGUGACUGGCGGACGCCGUCCCGGAACUUGGGACUUGUCCUGGAGAUCGGCGCCCGCGACUGCUCCGGCCUGGACUCCUUCCGGGAGGCCUCGCUCUUCGUGGUCUCGCUCUCGCGCUGCCGGAGCCCCCGGAAGAAGCGCGGCGCUUACUACGUCCCGCCGGCCGGCGCUGCCAACGUCUGCAAGCCGCGUGGGCUCUACAUCGGCUUUGGCGACGUGGGCUGGGAGAACUGGAUCAUCGCCCCGCAGGGCUACCAGGCCAACUACUGCCUGGGCGAGUGCCCCUUCCCGCUGACCGAGGAGCUCAACGGCACCAACCACGCCAUCCUCCAGACCAUCGUCCACUCCCUGGACCCCCGGGGCACCCCCCAGCCCUGCUGCGUCCCUGUCCGCCUCUCGCCCAUCUCCAUCCUCUACUACGACAACGACGACAACGUGGUGCUGCGGCACUACGAGGACAUGGUGGUGGACGAGUGCGGGUGCCGCUAGGACCGGAACGGGCAAACUUCAGCCCUCCGGGUGUUUUGGACUUCAACUCCCACAAUUCCUAACAGCCUACCGGCUGUUAGGAAUUGUGGGAGUUGAAGUCCAAAACACCCGGAGGGUUGAAGUUUGCCAGGCGCAAGGCUCCUGUUCGUGCGCCAAAACAGGAUUUGCAGUUUUAAAAUAUCAAUGUUUUAACUCAAUAAAUAAAAGAGAUGCUAUGGCUGC